Messenger RNA from Salvelinus namaycush (lake trout), 8080 nucleotides. Its product is annotated as pericentriolar material 1 protein-like. The record is from RefSeq and is a predicted model, not a curated record. Gene Ontology annotation, cellular component: centriolar satellite; centriole; centrosome. NCBI's taxonomy places the organism in Eukaryota, Metazoa, Chordata, Actinopteri, Salmoniformes, Salmonidae. The transcript has 40 exons. Bases 180 to 6614 code for a protein of 2144 amino acids. Gene Ontology annotation, biological process: intraciliary transport involved in cilium assembly; protein localization to centrosome; cilium assembly.
AAUGGCUGACACUGGGCCGAUAAGUGUACAUUGACUGAGGGGACUCAUCAACAACACCGAAACGACUUAUUUGUAUUUAUUGAGACACAGUCUUCUCCUGGCUCUUAGAAUGAGCCGUUGACCAUAAAGUGUUACGAUAAUUUCUCAAAAACUCACUGAGGUGCGGCGCGGAGGAGGACAUGGCGACAGGGGGCACUCCCUUUGACGACUGCGCAGAGGAUCAGGAGCUGCACAACUGGACCGUUACCAAUGGCAGCAGCCUAGAGGACAGGCUCAACAACAUGGACUGGGGCAUCCAGCAGAAGAAGGCGAACCGCUCGACGGAGAAGAACCGGAAGAAAUUCUCAGCCGGCGGCGUGGCGGAGAGCCGGCUGACCAAUGACAUCUCCCCGGAGUCCACACCUGGCACGGGGCGGAGAAGGACAAACACCCCUCACUCCUUCCCCCACGUCAAGUACACCACCCAGAUGUCGGUGCCUGACCAGGCCGAGCUGGACCGUCUCCGGCAGAGGAUCAACUUCACUGAUCUAGACGAGAGGAGCGUGGGCAGCGACUCCCAGGGUCGUGUCACAGCAGCCAACAAUCAGCGAGAGCUGGCGGCGGAAAACAAAAAGCCCUUCAAAUUCCUGCCGCUGCACGUCAACACCAACAAGAGCCGGGAGGCGCCCUCCGCCUCGGCCCCCGCAACCCCCUCCGUCGCCGCCACAGCCAAGAAGCAGAGCCCUGGCCUGGGUCUUGGUCUCAGGGAAGCGUUCACCCCCUCCCUGCCCAGCAAUGACACCCCCAGGCUAGGUAGAAGGGCCGAGAGAGGGCUCCUUCCCUCUAGGGAGGAUGGGAGAGGAGAGCUCAGCAUCGACAGUAGCCAGGUGGUGAGCAAGUUAGUUCAGAUCCGGGAGUAUAUCGGCAAAGCCAGCUCCAUGAGGGAUGACCUGGUGGAGAAGAACGACAUCCCGGCCAACGUGGAGCGCCUCACCCACCUCAUCGCCCACCUCAAGGAGCAGGAGAGGUCCUACCUCCGCUUCCUGCAGAAGAUGCUGGCGAGGGAGAAUGAGGAGGAGGAGGCGGGAACACUGGACUCGGCCGUGGGUUCAGGCUCAUUGCCAGAGAGCACCACCCUCAACAUCGAGGUGCGCUCCUCGGACGCCUCCAAUGCCACCGGCCGUAUUGCAGGCCGCAGUGACCAGAAGGAGGAGCUGGAGAACUUGAAGAAGCAGCAUGAGCUCCUGAAGAAGAUGCUGGAGCAGCAGGAGCAGCUCAGGACUCUACAGGGCCGUCAGGCAGCACUACUGACCAUGCAGCACAGCUCCCAGCAAGCCACACAAACCAUGGCUGACACCGUGCCGACAGAGAACACAGGCAGUGUGUCAGGGCUGAGCAUCACCUCGGAGCUGAACGAUGAGCUGAACGACCUCAUUCAACGCUUCCACAACCAGCUGCACGACUCCCAGACCAAGGCAGCCGUUCCAGACAACCGCAGACAAGCCGCGAGCCUCUCCCUCUCCCGGGAAGUCUGCCGCUCUCGCUCCUCCCAGCCUUCCCCUCCUUCCCGCACUGCCUCCUCCUUCCUCCAUCCCAGCCCUCUCACCUCCCUGACCUCCAUCAACCCCACGUCGGCCUCGGCGGCGAGCGCCAAGCUGACCAAGUUGCAGGAGCUGCAGGACAAGAAGCAGACCAUGGACAAGAUCCUGCAGGAGCUGCACUCACUCCGUGACCAGACCCUCAACAACAACUCCUGUCGCGGUGGCAGUGUGUCCCUGUCCUCUCAGCGUAGCCUGGCUCUGGGCGUGGGCCCCUCGGACCGCCCCUCUGGCCUGUAUCGGGAGCCCAACGGGGCCUCAGCCAUGAGACGGGACCCCUCCACCUACCACCCCUCCACACACACCCAGCAACCCCAGCAUGAGGACGCUCCAGCAGACAAACUCCGCAAGCUGAAGGAGGUGCACAAGCGUCUGAAUGAGCUGCGUGAGCUGGUGCAGUACUACGAGCAGACAUCAGACAUGAUGGUGGACACAGUCAAUGAGAACGUGAAGGAGGAAGAGGAGGAGGAGGAGGAGACUGAGGAGGACGGCUCCAUGCUGGAGACCAUGUUCGACUCGGAGCAGGAGAACCGCCGGCCCCCCAUCACCAACAUCAGAAACCCACAGCAUUCUGGGAACUGGACAGAAAUGAACAGUCUGACCAACGGCCGAGGAGGCGGCAGCACCAACAACCAUGUUGACGGGAGGCUCAACACCGAGUGUGAGAUCAACAACCGCUCUGCAGCAGCCAACCUCCGCAGCCUCAACAUCCCCUCAGCCAUAGAGUGCCAGUACAACCGCCCCUACAACCAGGUCAAGGACGACGAUGAUGACGAUGCCCUGGAGGAUGAAGAGGAGGUGCGGGGGGCCCGGGACAGCGAGGGCUCGGGGUCGAGCAGAAGGAGCAGCCUGGAGAACGAGGACGCAGACUUCGCCCACAAAGUCCACCGGCUGCAGACCGCCAAGGAGAAACUACGGCAGCUCCAGGAGCUGGUGGCCAUGGUGCAGAGUGAUGAUACAGAUGCCACCACAGCCGACGAGGGUCUCCACCAGCAGCCCAACAACACCAGAGGUGCUGCUGCUGGCUCCUCCUCCACAGGCAAGAGCCCCAGAGACCUAACCCUCACAGACAAGGCCAGGGAGAAGCUGUAUGAGGAGAAGCUUUGUCAGCAGCAGCAGGAGUUGCAGCAGCUUCACGAGGAACGCCAGCGGCUGAUGGAGAUCCAGGACAAGAUCCAGGACCUGCAGUGGGCCUGCCCCGAUCUGCAGUCGUCAGUGUCCAGCAGCACAGUGAGCCAACAGGCCCUGAUGAGGAAGCCCCCAGCUGCAACUUCCACCCCGGCCCCUCCCCCUGCUCCGGCUGCAGCCCCCAAAGCCAAUGCUUCUCCUGCUGCCACCGCUGUGCUCAAACCCACAGCCCAGGCUGCUGCUAAUGCCUCUGUCACCGACAACGAGCAGCUGUGGUGUGAGAUGCGGCGCCACCAGAUCCUGCGGGAGGAGCUGCGGCAGCGGAGGAAGCACCUGGAGUCCCUGAUGGCCGAGCACCAGAGGAGGAGCGGCCUCAGCGACUCCCCCUACAAGAUGGAGGACCCAGAGGGACACGCCACCUCACAGCCACUUAGCAGGGACGAGAGGACCAUGGCCACGUGGGGCGGCUCCACCCCCUGUCAGCUAGACGAGGACGGCUACCCCUCUGAGAUGGGUGCUGAGGAGGAGGAGGAAGAAGAAGAGGACGGCGCAGAGUCCAGCUCCAGUGAUGACCUGCAUCUCUACUCCACUAGGAAGCAGAGAUCCUACAGCAAUAGGAAGACACUGGGCAGCAAUGUUCUGAAGCCACCCCAACAAUUUGCAUCUGUAGCUAGUGGACGACCCUCUACCCGUUCUCGAGCCAAACAACAACAACAACAGUCCCAAGCCCAUUGCGGCAUCGGGAGUGCGAGGCGCCAGGAGAACCUGCGUUGGGCGGCUGAGCUGUCAUUCCAGGAGGGUUCUGGCACUGGGUCUGCGUUAGCAUCACACCACUGGCAGGAGCAGGUGGGCACACUACAGAGGCAGCUGGACUUCAGCACCAGCAUGUGUCAGACCCUACUGCAGGACCAGCAGACGUUGUCCUACAUGCUCCAGACCCUGCUGACAGGACCGUACAACGCGCUGCCCAACAACCUGUCCUCCCCCCAGGUCCACCUGGUCAUGCACCAGCUCAGCCAGUGUUACACACAGCUGGCCUGGCAGCAGAACAAUGCCGAAAGACUGAAACUGGUGCUGAGCGACCUGCUUCGUCAACAACAACAACAGCAGCCGCCGCCCUCCUCGUCGUCAGGUCAGCAGGCCCAGAACCAGGGUUCCACGUCCCGGGACUCCGGCAGUGCCUGUCCCCCCUUCUCCCCCACCAGUCUCUUUCUCCCCUUCAUCUCCUCCAUGCCCCCCUCCCUGAACCUGCCUCCCGGCCUGGCCAGAUUCUCACCCCUCUCCUCCGGGUUUAACUUCAACCCCAUGUUCCCUUCUGCUAUGGGGGAGUUCCCUCAGAGUGCUGGUGGCCAAGUCAGCCCAGACAACCACCAGCAGCAGCUGGAUCCCAACACCUCAGUCAAGACAGAGUACUUGAGCUUCCCCCCGCCCCUACAAUGCUCCCCACUCAACACUAUAGACAAAAGGCCCCAGAGGCAGAAUGAAGGAACCGGCAGUCGUGGCCAUGAAUCUGGCUGGCUCAACGUCUCCCAGCCUCCAGCUCCUAUCACUGAAUCCCCCUCCCCUCUACCCCAUAGAGGGGCUAACAACACCCGGCCCCAGGCCUUCGACCAGGCCUUCCAGGAGAGCUCCAGCAGCAUGCCGGACCCGGCUGACCCCACCAUCAUCACCAAGGCCUUCAGGGCAGGGCGUAAGGCCUCUGCCCAGGCAAGCCUGGCCUCCCGCGACAAGACGCCCAACUCCAAGAGGAGGACCCGGCUGGCCAAGGGACACCACAAGAACACUGGAGUGGAGAGUGACAGCGUGUCCAGCACGGCCGACUUUGUCCAGAAGAGGGUGCCGCAGCCCCAUCGCCAGCGGGACCAGAACCAGAGCCUGCUUGACAAACUGACCCAGGAGAAACUGGACACCAAGACGGGCAACAAGCCCAACGACCUCUCCUCCGCCUAUGCUUGGAGAACACCUUUCCUCUCUAACAGAAUUGCAUGCACUGAAGUGCCAGAUGCCAGCAGUGACUUCUCCCUGUUCGAGGCCCUGAGGGAGACCAUCUACUCGGAGGUGGCCACGCUCAUCUCCCAGAACGAGUCGCGGCCCCACUUCCUCAUCGAGCUCUUCCACGAGCUGCAGCUGCUCAACACUGACUACCUGCGCCAGAGGGCACUCUACACCCUACAGGACAUAGUGACCAGGCACCUGACGGAGAAGAGUGCGGCCGAGUACCAGGCCUCCACCCUGGGCCCUGUGGCCUGGGCAGCCGGCUCCCAGUCAGAGCUCACCCCCAGCGAGAGCCUGGCCACCAGCGACGGGGAUGUGUCGGAGAAGAACAUCCGGGUCAUCAAGCAUCAUGUCCCGAGUAAGAGGCUGAACGACGCAGAAUCGGUAGACAACGAGAGCACCCUGUCCACCACCUCCAACCUGGAGCCGUUCGCUAACGACGACUUAGGUAACACAGUGAUCCACUUAGACAAGGCUCUAGCCAGGAUGAGGGAGUACGAGCGCAUGAAGCUCAAGGCUGAGUUUAGCCCCAACACCACCGCUGCUACCGCCUCUGAGGCCUCUGCUAACUCUUCUGCUAGCGCUGCUCAGCUGCUGGAAGGUGCGGGAGUCUGGUCAGGUGAUGUCCACUGUCCCCAGAUCGACACCCAGCAGCUGGACAGACAGAUUAAGGCCAUAAUGACCGAAGUCAUCCCCUUCCUCAAGGAGCACAUGGACGAGGUGUGUUCCAACCAGCUGCUGACGUCGGUGCGGCGCAUGGUGCUCACCCUCACCCAGCAGAACGACGAGAGCAAGGAGUUUGUCCGCUUCUUCCACCGACAGCUGGGAGGCAUACUGCAGGACUCUCUGAGUAAGUUUGCAGGACGUACUCUAAAGGACUGUGGCGAGGACCUGCUUGUGGAGAUCUCUGAGAUCCUGUUUAACGAGCUGGCCUUCUUCAGACUCAUGCAAGACCUGGACAGCAACAGCAGUAGUACUGCUACUAUAGCUAACUCCCAGGCCAGGCACAAGACCCACAAGAGACCUGAUAAUAACCAAGUCAAGCAGGAACACAGGAAUAAUGAGGAGAACAAGUCUCCGGAGGUCGAGAAGUCCUUUCCCCCAGCAUAUCUCGAUGAAGACAAAGAUGAAGAUGAGACGGAGCAGAAAGAGACCGAGAGGGAGCAGCACGGAGGAGAGGGGAAGGACAGCAGGAGCAGUGAGACCUCUGAGAUGGAGGAGGAAGAGGGGGCUAGAGAGGGACUGCUUCACUCUAUUAGUCUGUCCAAGGCGGAGACCCAGGCCCUGACUAACUACGGCAGUGGGGAGGAUGAGAACGAGGUGGAGAUGGAGGAGUUUGAAGCUGAGCCCCAGGACGUCCAGACCUCCCUGCAGGCUAGCAAUGAUGGCGGAGAGCAACGGGAAGCAGCAAAUGAAGCCCCAUCAAAUGGAAACCGAGAGACGAAGUCUGACCAAGAAAGCUCUGGGAGUAACGAUGUCAAGAGCAGUAAGUCCGAGUCCAUCGAGGUGGUGGACUCCCCAGAGGGUGAGGGUGUGGAGCACGGGAGGCCGGAGGGGGAGAACCAGGGAGGUGCAGCCUCAGACACCACCAGCAACCAGGAGGGCUCCCACUCACAGGGCUCAAACAGCAGCAGUAGCCCUGACACCGAGUCACCUGUCAUGCUCAACAUAGAUGAGGUGGGAUCAGGAAACAUGAGCCAAAAGUCAGAUGAGGAAGACUUUGUGAAAGUGGAGGACUUACCCAUGCAGCUGAGUGUCAUAUGUGAGGAGGCGCUCCAGAAGAGGGUAGUUGAGGAACAGCAGAAUAAUAAUCUGUCUGCUGAGAUCCUCAAUGGGAACACUGACACUAGUGGACUAGUGGGCAAUGGACACACACUCAAAGAACCAGAAAUGAUAGGUGCACAAAGUGCAUAAAAAGACCGUCUUGUACAAACAUUGUCAAAUGACCACUACAGAAUAAUCCUAAAGAUGUUCAGACUCCUAUUGGUACUUAAUGAUUGGAUGGUAGCAAGGGGUGGCGAGACAAUGUCAUGACGUGCCAGUGACUAAGCUUCGCUCGAAACCAUUUGACCAACUACAACGGUUAAAAACAACUACAACUGUAAUGUAAUCAACACUGUUUUGUUUAUUUCUACUCCUGAGGCUGUAUCUAUUAAGCACAUCAGAGUAGGAGUGCUGAAGAUCAGUUUGGUAUUUUUGAUCAUCAUACAUACUGAUUGUAUGGACAAGUUGGACCUGAUCCUAGAUCAGUACCCAUGCUCUGAGACACUUGAUACAUACAGCCCCUGAUUACUGAAUGUGUUCUUUGAUUUGGGGAUUUAGGGUGGGGUCUCUCUCUCACUCUGCUGCUGUGUUACGUAUACAAUUUCGUUUGAAUCCUCUAGUCUAGCAAACUUGUUGAAAAUCGCCUUAGUUCUGUUUUUUUGCGGAUAUGGGAUCAGUUUGGAAUCGGUUUGUCAUUUUGAAUAAUUUAAUUUGUUCAUCUUCUUGGCCUUGUCUUAUUCUCUCUUGCUAGCGCCCAUGCUAUUCAAGCAUCUGACCUUUUUGAACUCUUAACUACAACACUAAUGAACUACAAGUACGACUUCAAACUAGAUUCAGGCUGCUGGUGAGUCAUUGCCUCACCUUUGGCUGUAAAGACUACAUUGACACCUAACAUCUUUUCCCUUAUGUCAUGGGGCUGUCGUCGCCUUUUACUGCACUCUUAAUGUUACCUUUUCCCUUCCAAAUCUUAGUUUGACCUUUUUUGUAGGCAUGUUGACUUUUUGUUUUCUCGGGGCAGUUUCCCAUGUCAUUAAAGAUAACUACUGUAUGUAGUUUUAAAGAAUAAAAUGAUGGAACUUUUCAAAGCGGUUGCUUGUCUUUGGGUUUAACAAGUGUAGUUUACUGGAAGGCUAAGACCUAAAAUCAGAUUACUUGAAUGCAAACUAUGAACUGAUUGAUCAAUGCUUUCAUGAGCCCAGUUUAUACCUGGUGCUGACAUGUGUCCUGGGCACUUUCUCAAUUGUGUAAAAAUCUGUCCUCUACUCUGUGACCUGUAAAUAGAUUUGGUAAAUGGAGGCGUUUCCUCACCAAUCAUUCCCUACCGUGGUAGAAAGGCUCUAUCGUUUAAUAUAAAUUACAGGCUAAUACAUGUUAAUUUGGAACGAAGCGUGAAUGGCUAAAUGUUUUCUAAAUAUUAAGGUGCCAUUUAACUCUUUACACUUGUGGGAAUUGGCCUAUUGAAAUGUUUAUCAAAGGCAUAUGCAUGGAACCGUGUGUAAAUUAUUAGACCAAAGGGGAGUACACAAGUUCAACUGAAUCCACAUUUUACACAUGAUUUGCAUUUGAGCUUUGUGUACAUUUUGAUAAUAAAUAAAUAAAACUCCAGAUACAUCCAG